AUGUCUAACUUAAAUUAGAUUAUAAAGAAGUUUCUUCGGGAUCUUGAUCAAUUCGGAGUUGUAUUCAAACCCAGUAUAACAUAAGAUAGUGAGUAUAAAACAGUUUUAGGUGGAAUAUUAUCUAUUUUGCUUUAUGGAAUAAGUUUAGGAUAUUUCAUUUACUAAUUUGCUAUUUGGAAGGAGGGGGGGAUGUUACCCAAAAUCACAGUAUCAAGUGAAGUAAUAGAAAACCAAUAAAUCUAAUUUGAUGAACCUCUCUUUUCUAUUCGAAUGCGAAAGAUGAAUGACACAAACAUAGAUCCCUUCAAUCCUUAGAAUAUAGUAAUGCUUCCAUUGAUAUUCUAAUAUGUGAAUGGGCAAUUGAUUACUCCUCCUAGUCUUCCCUUAAUAAACAACACUGCUGAUGAUGAGUUCGUUACCAUAUUCUUUGACAACAUCACUCUGGCCAUAAGUAAAGAGAGGACGGUGGAAUCUCCAGAGUUGGAGUACAUGAUCAUAUUGAUUGACUGUGUUCCUCAAAUUUUGGCGAACAAUACAUAGUUGAAGUGUGCCAAUUCAACGACCAGAAAAAGCUUCUUCAAUUAAUCAGUUAAUACACUCUUAUUUACAACUUUCAUCAAAUAGUUUAAUGCUCAAUAAGAAAAGAUCAACACAUUCGGAUCCGAGGUUAUUGUGGCCUUGGAUCCCAGUUCGGUCUAUUUUUCAACGAGCACUUUGAAGAUGUAGGAGACUGUGAUCGACAAUGGAUUGCUAUUUGAGAACACGUAUUAGAGAGACUUUAUCUUAGAUAUCUCAACAGCGGGUUAGCAGGUGAAUAGUAAGUUCUUCGCAGACGUGAUAAACUCUACCACCUAUUUUAUCAACAACUACUAAUUGAAUGGAAUAAAGUCUAUCCAAUAUAUCCAAUAUCCAAAGGUCAAUGAGGUAUUGGCUGAUACAGGCUCAAUUGUGUCUAUUCUACUGUUGACCUCCGCAUUUGUCAUAAUGACCAACCAAUACUUUUUGGAGAGUGAGGCUAUAUCCCAGGUGAUCAAUAUGUUCUAUCCGAAUCUCAAAUAUUUAAAGUACAGAAAGAAUUGGUAUGGCAAGAUCACCAGGAUUUAGUUAUUGGACAGAAAUCUAAAUAUUGACAAAUUUAAUUCGCAUUAUGGGAAACUGAAAGAAGUGGCACAAGUGAAAUUGACAAUAACAAAUUAAAUCUACGAAAUCUCAAGGCUCCAAUUUAUAUUGCAGUCCAUCAUAAGCAGAUCCCAUUUUAUAUCUUCCCAUUAGAUUGGGAUCAAAGAAAACAACUUCAUAGAAAAUACCAAAGAGGACAAUGAAAUGGAUAAUCAAGAAGUGGAGAUGUUUAAGGAUUCCAGAGUGGUAUGGAUGUGAUAUUUGAUCUAGGCUCCCUCCAAUGACAGCAAAAUUGAGAUGACUUAGCAACAACAACAAUAGGGGUAAUAAAAUAUGCUCCAAGAUAAUUCCGAUAAUUCUAUGUUACCGAGUGUAAAUCAUAAGCCUGAGGUGUUUUAACAACUCAAAUCACAAUUUCAGAGUUCACUUGAUAAAUUCAAUUGUCCACAAGAGCUCAGUGAUCAAGAUUUCGAGUUGCUGAUUAGCAAGAAGCAGAGAACUGAAGCUUAAUUGAUGCCUUAGUUUUUUGAAAUCAAUAAAAUCACAUGA
Paramecium octaurelia is the source of this 1668-nucleotide messenger RNA. NCBI's taxonomy places the organism in Eukaryota, Ciliophora, Oligohymenophorea, Peniculida, Parameciidae. The record is from the annotation of a GenBank genome assembly.